AUGGCCAUCAUCAGGGCGGUGGCGCGGGCGCUGUGUUGGGAGCGUGUGAGGCGGCGGAGCAGCGCACGGUGUCGCUGCAGGCUCAGGAACGGCGUGUGGGCGGCUCCGCCCCGGUGCGGCGGAGAGCCCGGCUGUGAGGGCGGGGGGGCGGCGCGGGCCGGGCAGCAGAGCCGCUGCGUCCGGGCGGCGGCGGGGAGCCGUGCGGGGCCCGUGCCGGGGCCGGCAGGCAGAGCGGCGGCGGCGGCGGCGUCAGGGAUGGGCGAGCGGCGGUGCGCGUUGUUGGUGCGGGUGCUGGUGCUGCAGGCGGCCUGGGCGGUGGCGGGCGGGCAGGUGCGCUACUCGGUGCCGGAGGAAGCGAAGGCCGGCACGGUGCUGGGCCGUCUGGCGCAGGACCUGGGCCUGGAGGCGGGCGAGGCGGAGGCGCGGCGGCUGCGGCUGGUGGCGCAGGGCCGGCGGGCGAGCGUGGAGGUGAGCGGGGCGAGCGGCGCGCUGGUGCUGAGCUCGCGGCUCGACCGGGAGGAGCUGUGCGGCAAGAGCGCGCCGUGCGCGCUGCGCCUGGAGGUGCUGGUGGAGCGGCCGCUGCGCGUCUUCCAUGUGGAGCUGGAGGUCACCGACAUCAACGACAAUGCCCCCGUCUUCCCCGCCGCCCGAAAAAACCUCAGCAUCACGGAAUUCACCACUCUACCAGGAUCUCGUUUCCCGCUGGAGGGCGCAUCGGAUGCGGAUAUCGGAGCGAAUGCUCAGCUCACCUAUACACUCAGUCCCAGCGAGCAUUUCUCUCUGGAUUUAGAAAAAACCGAGGAGGAUGGUGAGUCCUUAUUCCUGGUGCUCACGAAAUCUCUGGAUCGCGAGACAAUUCCCGUUCACCGGUUGGUUCUGACAGCGAGUGACGGGGGCCGGCCGUCUCUGACAGGCACCAUGGAGCUGGUGAUCUCGGUGCUGGAUGUGAACGACAACAUGCCGCAAUUCAACCUAUCAGUGUAUAAAGUGCAGCUGCCAGAAAAUGCAGAACGCGGUGCUUUGGUGAUCAGACUAAAUGCCACAGAUUUGGAUGAGGAGUUGAACAGUGAUAUCUCCUAUUCACUCCAGAUCCUGUCCCCGCAGGAUGGAAGAGACGUUUUCGGAAUUGACAGAAACAGUGGAGAGAUCCGCCUUAAGGAAAAAAUCGAGGAGGAUGUUGAGUCCUUAUUCCUGGUGCUCACGAAACCUCUGGACCGCGAGACAAUUCCCGUUCACCGGUUGUUGCUGGCAGCGAGUGACGGGGGCCGGCCGUCUCUGACAGGCACCAUGGAGCUGGUGAUCUCGGUGCUGGAUGUGAACGACAACGUGCCCCAGUUCAACCAGUCGGUGUAUAAAGUGCAGCUGCCAGAAAAUGCAGAACGCGGUGCUUUGGUGAUCAGACUAAAUGCCACAGAUUUGGAUGAGGAGUUGAACAGUGAUAUCUCCUAUUCACUCCAGAUCCUGUCCCCGCAGGAUGGAAGAGACGUUUUCGGAAUUGACAGAAACAGUGGAGAGAUCCGCCUUAAGGGUGACUUAGACUUUGAGGAUGUCAGUCUCUAUCGCCUGCAAGUGGAUGCGACAGAUAAAGGGACACCCCCGCUGUCGGGUCACUGCAAGGUGGUGCUGGAGGUGCUGGACGUGAACGACAACGCGCCGGAGGUGUGGGUGAAGUCGCUGUCGGUGCCGGUGUCGGAGGACGCGUCGGUGGGGACGGUGGUGGCCCUGCUGAGCGUGUCGGACCGGGACUCGGGGGCGAACGGUCGUGUGCGGUGCUGGGUGUGGCCGGCGUCGCCGUUCGGUCUGGAGGCGACGUUCGCGGGCUCGUACUCGCUGGUGCUGCGCGAGCUGGGCGCCGGGGCGGCGAGCGCGGCGACGAACGUGUGGCUGGUGGUGGCGAUCUGCGCCGUGUCGAGCCUGUUCCUGCUGGCCGUGGUGCUGUACGGGGCGUCGCGCUGGGCGCCGCGGGCGGCCGUGCUGUCGGGGCCCGGGCCCACGACGCUGGUGUGCGCCAGCGAAGUGGGCAGCUGGUCGUACUCGCAGCGCCACAGCCGCAGCCUGUGCGUGGCGGACGGCGCGGGCAAGAGCGACCUCAUGGUUUUCAGCCCCAACUUCCCUCCGCCGCCGCCGCCGCCUGGCCCCGCGGCCAAGGACACGCAGCCGGAGCCGUCUGCUUUCCUCGACACGGCUGUCCGUGCCUCGUUUGCAUACGCCUUGGGCUCAGGAACGGCGUGUGGGCGGCUCCGCCCCGGUGCGGCGGAGAGCCCGGCUGUGAGCGCGGGGGGGGCGGCGCGGGCCGGGCAGCAGAGCCGCUGCGUCCGGGCGGCGGCGGGGAGCCGUGCGGGGCCCGUGCCGGGGCCGGCAGGCAGAGCGGCGGCGGCGGCGGCGUCAGGGAUGGGCGAGCGGCGGUGCGCGUUGUUGGUGCGGGUGCUGGUGCUGCAGGCGGCCUGGGCGGUGGCGGGCGGGCAGGUGCGCUACUCGGUGCCGGAGGAAGCGAAGGCCGGCACGGUGCUGGGCCGUCUGGCGCAGGACCUGGGCCUGGAGGCGGGCGAGGCGGAGGCGCGGCGGCUGCGGCUGGUGGCGCAGGGCCGGCGGGCGAGCGUGGAGGUGAGCGGGGCGAGCGGCGCGCUGGUGCUGAGCUCGCGGCUCGACCGGGAGGAGCUGUGCGGCAAGAGCGCGCCGUGCGCGCUGCGCCUGGAGGUGCUGGUGGAGCGGCCGCUGCGCGUCUUCCAUGUGGAGCUGGAGGUCACCGACAUCAACGACAAUGCCCCCGUCUUCCCCGCCGCCCGAAAAAACCUCAGUUUAUCGGAGAACUCUCCUCCUGGGUUCCGUAUCCCGCUGGAGGGCGCAUCGGAUGCGGAUAUCGGAGCGAACGCUCAGCUGUCUUAUUCACUCAGCCCCAGCGAGUAUUUCGGCUUGGAAGUGAAAUCCAAAGACGAAAAUAAAAUGUAUGUAGUUCUCGUUUUAACGAAAUCUCUGGACCGCGAGACGAUUCCCGUUCACCGGUUGGUGCUGACAGCGAGUGACGGGGGCCGGCCGUCUCUGACAGGGACAAUGGAGCUGCUGAUCUCGGUGCUGGAUGCAAACGACAAUCCACCCCAUUUCAAUCAGUCGGUUUAUAAAGUUGACCUACCAGAAAAUACACCUCCAGGAACUCUGUUUUUCCAGCUAACAGCGACAGACAAAGAUGAGGGAACAAAUAGAGAAAUAUACUACUCUUUUAGCGACGCGAUUUAUUCCAAAAUUAAGGAUCUUUUCAGAAUUGACGAAAAAUCCGGGGAAAUACGGACUGCUGGCGAACUGGAUUUCGAGGACAUUCAGUCAUAUGACCUGGAGAUCGAAGCGAGAGAUAAAGGGACACCUCCCUUGUCAGGUCACUGCAGCGUUGAACUAAAG
Molecule: messenger RNA, 3393 nt
Organism: Pseudopodoces humilis (Tibetan ground-tit)
Lineage: Eukaryota; Metazoa; Chordata; Aves; Passeriformes; Paridae
Source: RefSeq, a predicted model, not a curated record